This is a messenger RNA of Osmerus eperlanus (European smelt), 1960 nucleotides long. RefSeq names its product COUP transcription factor 2-like. The record is from RefSeq and is a predicted model, not a curated record. Bases 569 to 1831 code for a protein of 420 amino acids. Lineage: Eukaryota; Metazoa; Chordata; Actinopteri; Osmeriformes; Osmeridae. The transcript is spliced from 3 exons. Gene Ontology annotation, biological process: cell differentiation; negative regulation of transcription by RNA polymerase II; anatomical structure development. Gene Ontology annotation, molecular function: zinc ion binding; retinoic acid binding; nuclear receptor activity.
AGCACAUUAGUCCCGUCCUGGAGAAGGCAGCUGACCAUCAUCAAAAUUCGCUUUCGCUCGCUUUCGCGUUUUUCAUGUAGGUAACAGAUAACUAUUUGGAUAGCACAAAGCGUUUGGCUGGAGAAGGCCACGUAGAAGUUAAUUUCAUGAGGUUGAGUUCCAUGUCCUAAUCAAGAGAGCGCAUUUUAUUUGAGUUACGUGGACAAUUUUGUGGAGGGAACAGGGAAUUGUGGAUUUUCUUCCCAAUGAUUUCAACGUGGAUUUAGUUUACUUCGUGAUAGAUUUUACCCUGGAAAUUGUGGUACAUAUUAACAUGGUCGUCCACUUCAAACCUUGGUGAUAAUAUUGGACGAUUUUGCUAUUCGUAAGCUUCAGGCUUUUUGUGUUCUACGCUGUUUGUAAAUAUAUGCAUCGAUCAUCAUCGUUUAUUAAUAUUGUUUAUGUCUCUAAAUAUCAUAAAAAAAUGUUGCAAUAGUCUUGUCUUGUAUCUUUAAAUUGUAAUAACAGUGGUUUUCGGCAACGUUUGGAAGCAAGACGAGUAAAGUUUUGGAAACAUUGAUUUAUCGAUAUGGCAAUGGUAGCGUGGAGAAGCGCAGAAGAUGUCGCCGACACUCAAGGCACAAUCUCUUCACCUGACUCACAAGUGGGAUCUCUGUCUAUAUCGACCGAUCUAACGGGCCACCUGAAUCCGACGUCCUCGCUGGAUGUUACUCCAACAACUCAGACAGCGACCCAAGGCGCCCCUGCAAGCAAUACGACGCAGUCUAUCAUAAACCAGUCGAUGAACGGUGCAAUAGACAAACAACAACCUCAACAAAUAGAGUGCGUCGUAUGUGGCGACAAAUCGAGUGGAAAGCAUUAUGGACAGUUCACGUGCGAGGGAUGUAAAAGCUUUUUCAAACGGAGCGUCCGAAGGAACCUCAGCUACACUUGUAGGGCAAGCAGGAACUGUCCAAUAGAUCAGCACCAUCGUAACCAGUGCCAAUAUUGUCGCUUGAAGAAAUGCCUUAAAGUAGGCAUGAGACGGGAAGCAGUUCAAAGAGGACGGGUAUUACCGGCGCAGCCAUACCACGGCCAAUUCACCUUAAAUGGAGACCCUCUACAGUGCCAUUCUUACCUUUCCGGAUACAUAUCUCUUCUCCUACGAGCGGAGCCCUACCCAACAUCCCGAUAUGGCACUCAGUGUAUGCAGUCAAACAACCUCAUGGGUAUCGAAAACAUCUGCGAACUGGCAGCCAGGAUGCUUUUUAGCGCCGUUGAGUGGGCCAGGAACAUCCCUUUUUUUCCAGAUCUCCAAAUCACAGACCAAGUAGCCCUUCUAAGGCUAACCUGGAGUGAGCUGUUUGUUCUGAACGCGGCACAGUGCUCUAUGCCGGUACAUGUAGCCCCAUUACUGGCUGCAGCAGGCCUCCAUGCCUCCCCCAUGUCUGCAGAUAGAGUUGUAGCGUUCAUGGACCACAUUCGGAUAUUUCAAGAACAAGUAGAAAAGCUGAAAGUCCUGCAUGUGGAUUCAGCAGAAUACAGCUGCAUAAAGGCCAUUGUCCUCUUCACUUCAGAUGCGUGUGGUCUGUCGGAUGUGGCUCAUGUUGAAGGGUUACAAGAGAAAUCCCAGUGUGCUUUAGAGGAGUAUGUCAGGAGCCAGUACCCCAACCAGCCAACAAGAUUUGGGAAGCUAUUGCUUCGCCUGCCUUCCCUUCGCACAGUGUCGUCGUCCGUAAUAGAACAAUUGUUCUUCGUCCGACUAGUCGGCAAAACCCCAAUUGAAACUUUGAUAAGGGAUAUGCUGCUUUCGGGCAGCAGUUUCAAUUGGCCUUACAUGUCGCUUCAGUAGCUGGAAGUAACAACGAGGACGGAAUCUGAACAUCGUUAUUGUUUGAAGAGAGGCUGGUGUUCAACAGAAGGAACGAUUCAGGAAUGAUUAUUUGUGAUUUUCUCAAUAAAAGACACUGUAUUUAUUGGA